Molecule: messenger RNA, 1749 nt
Organism: Medicago truncatula (barrel medic)
Lineage: Eukaryota; Viridiplantae; Streptophyta; Magnoliopsida; Fabales; Fabaceae
Exons: 5
Coding region: 1-1749 (582 amino acids)
Source: RefSeq, a predicted model, not a curated record
AUGGCUUCUCAACAAGAGUCAAAAUCGAUUCCCCUCAAAAUAUUAGUGGACAAACAAAGAAGCAAAGUUGUUUUUGUGGAAGCAACAAAAGAUUUUGUUGACACUCUAUUCAGCUUCCUAUCUCUUCCACUUGGCACCAUUGUUCGCCUUUUAGCCACCAUCAACAGCAAAAAUGAUCAACAAAAACAACUCCCAGAAUCAUCACCAUUCCUUGAAAACAUCAAAAACCUCUACCGUACCAUCCAAAAUCUCGAUUCAAAUGAUGUAUGGAACAAUACUGUCUGCAAACAAAUGCUGUUGCAUCCCAGGAAUCCCUGUGAAGCAUUGUGCAUGAAGCUGUUCUUGAAUGUUGAUGACACUGAGCCAUCAAGUAAGUUUUUUGUGUGUGAUUCUUGUAACACGUUUACUACUUUCCAAAACCUUCAUUGUACCUGUGGAAAACCUACUAAUAGACAGCCUAAGAAUCUGGAUUCAGAGGGUCAUGGGAAUAGUACUAGUGUGGAUACUAUAAAUGGGGUCUUUGUUAGAGAAAAUGGAUCAAUGUUUCUGGUGUCUGAUGAUUUAAAGAUUGUGCCAAGUUCUUCUGUGACAUACUUGCAGCUGUUGAUGGAAUUGGGGUAUUCAGAUUUGACUCAAUUAGAGGAAGUCACACACAACAUUGGCAAACAAGAGAUAUUGAACCUCCUCAAGCAUACCUUAACCUCUCAUGAGCCUUUGACAAAUACAUUUUUUGCAAGUAGCUCCAAGAACAAAGACAACCGACCUAACCAACUUGCAUCAGCAGUUAGAGCAAUGCCUUGCACCAGUGACAUCAGGAAAAUCGAUGUUAAAGUAAUUCAAAGUAAAUCUCAGAAAAAUAUAAUCUUUGCAGAAACCAAUGGAGAUUUUGUUGACUUCAUUUUAAGCUUCCUUACGGUGCCAUUAGGCUCCAUUGUAAAACUUUUAGGAGCUAACUCUUUUGCUGGAUGUUUUGGUUUUCAAAACCAGCCCCUCAACAUUCCUGUUGUACUAACACCAUCUAUUGCAUAUUAUUAUGGUACCGGGACACCAAAGAUAGGAUCUGUGCAUGGUAUUUCUCAUGGCAUUUAUUAUAAUACAGAAGAAUUAAAGAUAGAGGGAGGAGUGAUAUCUAAGUCAGAAAGAUCAAUUUAUAAUGCAAAAUCCUUAACUGCACUGGACCCAAGAUCCCUCAACGGAUCAAAAGUUAUGGGAUUUGUGAAGAGAGCAAGAUUAUUUGGUAUAGAUAACGAUCUACGAGUAAAACCACUUUCUACUAAUUCUUUCCUUUUAUAUUUGAAAGAAUUAAGUCUUCCUCUUGAUGAUCUUGAAGUGAAGGUGAUAAGCAUUGGUGAAGCUGAGGCUUUGGGCAUCCUUGGGACAUUCUUGACAUCAAGAUUUACCUUGACUAGUGGACUUAAAGACCUUUUGAGUGUGCCUAAACCAGAAUCAACUGUAUUGAAAGUUCCUAAAAAAGAAUCAACAUUGACAUCAAAACUCAUUUGGAGAGCAACAACUCCCAUUGACAUCCAAACCAAUGGCAAAAGCCUUCUCCAAGAGCUAAAAUUUGUUGAAGAAAUCAGAAGCAAAGUAGCACUAAAAGACGCAGCAAUCAAGCAAAAGAUAGUUGUUCGAUAUGACAAGAAAGCGAAUAAGCAGGAAUUCGAGGUAGGCGAUCUAGUCCUCAUGAGAAACCAGAAGGAUCCCAAACAAGGAAAGCUCUCUCUAACUAGGAAGGACCUUAUAGAAUAA